Molecule: messenger RNA, 1321 nt
Organism: Amphimedon queenslandica
Lineage: Eukaryota; Metazoa; Porifera; Demospongiae; Haplosclerida; Niphatidae
Product: kelch domain-containing protein 2-like
Exons: 5
Coding region: 74-1288 (404 amino acids)
Molecular function (GO): protein binding
Source: RefSeq, a predicted model, not a curated record
AGAGCUUAGCAAUCAGGAAAUAAGACCAAUAGAUAAUAAAGAAUUAUUUAUUUAUGAUAAGGAGUCAUUAGCAAUGGAGGGAGCCUGUGCCUGUACUAUUAAUGAGAUGGUGUAUAUUCUGUGUGGGAGAGACAGCUCUACUCUUGAGUCUCCUACCAGCUUCAAGAUAAGGACACUAAACACAGACACUCACCAAUGGAGCCAGCUAUUAACUGAAGGAGACACUCCCUCCUUCACAGCCUGUUCCACCUGUGUACUGAUAGGUCAUUGCAUAUACACCUUUGGAGGAUGGGCCCGUGGUAUAGUCACUAACGAUGUUCAUCAAUACAACAUUACCAGUCAAUCCUGGAGAGAGCUGGAACCAACUGAUAGAUCACAUGAGCCGAUGAUGAAGAAUAAACAUGGGAUGGUCACCCACGGCAAUGCUUUAUUGAUAUUCGGAGGCUACGGUUGUCCUAAGGUUGGGUCUAAGUUUCAAGAAGGAGCAGGCUAUGUGUUUGAUGUCCAAUCACUUUUGAGUACUUUGAUGUGGACUAACGAGCUCCACUUGUUUGAUAUAGAAGAAAGGAAGUGGGUGGAGCCUGUCAUCACUGGACCACGCCCUAAACCUUGUGCAGCAUUCUCGUUCAAUCGUAUUGACACUGAUAGAGUGGUCCUGUUUGGAGGGAGACAGAAAGAAGAGAGAGUCAAUGAGCUACAUAUACUGGACACUAGCAACUGGUGCUGGAGUGGUGUUCUUUUGCCAGAAGGACCUGAUGAUGUUUGGCCCAGUAAAAGAUCAUUUCAUUCUGCCAGUACAGUAUUCGACCCACAACUAAUCAAUAAUAAUGAUAAUAAAGGUUUGAAUGAACAGCACCUGCUGGUUCUGUGGGGUAAUGAUAAUGAUGGAGAGAUAGUGUCUGAUUGUUGGAUAUUAGAAAUAAAAGGGAAAGAGACACAGCAUGAUAACAGUCACCAUUAUAAGUGGAGGAGAUUUCAGUUUCCAGUACCAGUUCGUGGUAGAACUUGGCAGUCAACUGCUUCAGUUUACAAUACUCCAUCAGUAGGAGAGACUCUACUGGUAACUGUGGGAGGGUCUUUUGAGAAUAUAUUCAUUAACGAGGAUCCGUUGAUGGCUGAUAGUACAAUAAUAAUGAGAUUUGGUUGUCCUUCUUUACAAAGAUUGUGUCACUUAUCUGUGUUGAAGAUGUUUCCUGAUCUGUCAUUAAUAAAUGAACUAUUACCCAUUCAUAUUAUUAACGAACUAGAGUCAAUCAAAUAUACUUCAAUCAUUUAUGAAGUGCAAUGAAAUAAUUUAAUUUUUUUGUUAUUUUUAAAUUUU